ACUCGAGGGGGAGGGCAGCCUACAUCACAGUAAUCAGGCUACGAUAAAAUGAAUACUGCAGGCCUUAUUGUCAUCAGACCGAGAGUAUGUAUGUAUGUUUAAAUCCUGAGAAUACACUUUGGAUCAUUCAGAUUUUACUCUUUAGAGUAUAGCUUGUGUUAUUUGAUUUUUGCUUUAUCUUAAAUCACUUUAAUAUUUCUGUGUAACUUCUAUUUUUACUAAAACAAAUGCAAAUGCAAAUGCACGUCGUGCCAGUGAAUGAUGGGAGGACGGGGAGCAGCGGUGUGCAGAGUUCAGUCCGCGGGCUCGGCCUCUGGCACGUCUGCGCAUUGUUCCCCACGAUGCCGGAGGGAGAAAAAAAAAAAAGGGUCCAUUGUUGUUGUGAACUUUUUAAUCUGGGGACUUAGAGCACAUCACAUGCUCGCACCGGGCUCGACCGCUGCGACCAGUCGCCGAUGUUCGGGGAGGAAGCGGGUCAUCCUCUGAGGACCGACGGCCACUCUCCAUACGCGCCGCGACGCCUGCGCACUGUCGGGCAGUUCGGGAUCGGCGGGGACCAGCAGAGGGGAAGUUUUACUCUUUGGAUUAAAAAAAGAAAAGAGGAGAGAAGAGAAGGAAAGAAGCUGGCCGCUGGACGGUUUUGUGGACAACGAUGACGCACGAGUACAGCCAGCGGUCUCUCGUCGUGCUGUCCUUACUGGGGAUUCUAUCGGCCAUCAUGUCCGCCCUGUCGGCCACUCUGAUUUUCCAGCUCCAGUCGCGGCAGGCGUCGGUGAAGGAGCCCCCCGCCUCCACCGCGGCGGUGGUGCCGCCUCGUGUGUGGGCCGUGCUGCUGCCGGUGUCCACGGUGCUCUCCGCGCUGUCCCUCACUCUGAACCUGGGCUCCGUGGUGCUGUGCCUCCUCCACGGCUACUUGUCCACAGAGGUGUGCCGCGCAGGGCAGGACGCCGACAGAACUGACUGGUUUCUUUUGGAUAGCAGAGCUGUACGACAUGUGGCAAUUGGACUGUUCUGCCUGGGGGUCUCUGUCUACCUAGCAGCAAUGUCCAUCUUCAUGCUCCUGAUAUUUGAGGUGGAGACGGGCAUUGCCAGUGCUUGUGUCCUCUCUUCAGGGAUCCUGAUCCUGCUGGUCAUUGUAAUUCACUCUCUGGUCAAAGCUUCCCGCAGUGCUAAGCACUAUCACAGCAACCACCUUGACACCCUCUACCAGAACGACCAUGGGAGCAGCAACGCGCCUGCAUCUAGGUCCUGCGAGCUCAAAAUUGGCGUGGACAAGCCGCGCAUGCACCGCAGCCAGUCUCACCUGCAACAUCAGUUCUCCUACUCUCCGAGACAGCAAGAACAAUACCAGCAGCAGCAGUUCUCCCCUGCUGGAGGUUCACAAGGCCACGCCAGUGACAGAGAUGGCUACAGCAGCAGCGGGGGAAGCUGUCCCAGAAUGCACAGGACCCUGUCUACCGAAUCUGGUUUGUUGCAGGCCCAGACUAAACCCUGGAAUGGGGUCAACAACGAGAUGAGGAGUGUCCUUGCACGAAAGUCUGGGAUUUCUGCAAAAGACUCUACUCUUGUGUGACAUGAAGGAAGCUCAACUUCUGGCUAAAACCCCACGGACACUGAUGAUUUUCAUAUACAGUAUGUCAACAGAGGAGUGCUAACACAAGAGUCCUCUCAAACAGACGUAGAACCAUCCAUCUGUAUUAUCUCACACUUAUCAUGUUUAUCCUGACAUUUUUAUACAGACAACACUAGACUCAGAUUGAAAAACAUAUCCAAGAUUUCAGAUUUAUCUAUUGAUUUCUCCUGUUGGGAUUAUAAAGCAUUUUUAAUUUGUUAAAAACAUUGAAAUAUUGAGCAUAUUUUGUAUAAUUUGUGGUGUUUUGUAUCACUGAACUUGAUUUGAAUUCAUUGAAAUAGUGUAAAUACUUCAUUUCACUGUAUAUAGUAGCUUUUUGCCAAAUAUUUGUGCACAAUGUGCAGAUGUGUUUUGUUUUCGUGUUGUUCAAAAUUAUAUCAACCUUAAAUUCAAUCUGUAAAAUAUGAUUCAAUUUUAAAAGUAGAUUGAUUUUGGACACUUAAAUGAGACAUUAAAACAAUUUCACAAAAUCUGAAAA
Molecule: messenger RNA, 2111 nt
Organism: Scophthalmus maximus (turbot)
Lineage: Eukaryota; Metazoa; Chordata; Actinopteri; Pleuronectiformes; Scophthalmidae
Gene: tmem221
Product: transmembrane protein 221
Exons: 3
Coding region: 653-1573 (306 amino acids)
Source: RefSeq, a predicted model, not a curated record